Cannabis sativa is the source of this 4115-nucleotide messenger RNA. Its product is annotated as F-box/FBD/LRR-repeat protein At5g53840. Gene Ontology annotation, molecular function: protein binding. The record is from RefSeq and is a predicted model, not a curated record. The transcript has 5 exons. The coding region runs from base 164 to 1726 and encodes 520 amino acids. NCBI's taxonomy places the organism in Eukaryota, Viridiplantae, Streptophyta, Magnoliopsida, Rosales, Cannabaceae.
AUUUAUUUAUUAUUAGUUUGCAUGAUAAUAAUCCGAUAAUUCCAACAAAAUUCAUUCUCUAACGAAAAAACAAGGAAGAACGCCUAAGUUCUCUUCUUCAAUGGAAUUUGGAAACCCAAGAAUUUCUCCAGACGCAACCAACGUAUGAUAUGAUCGUUCCAUUAUGAAUCAAUCUUCGCCGAGCUCGUACCUUCCGGAGCCAGUCAUUCAAAGCAUACUGAAACUUCUUUCUCCAAAAUACGCAAUUCGAGCUUCUCUGACCUCCAAGCUAUGGCGAUCGGCUUGGAUUACAUCUCCGGUCUUUGAAUUUGAAGAGAAAUCGUUACCUUUUAAACAAGCAGAUUUCUACGACUAUGCACGACGCUGUUUGGCAGUUUGGUCCGACCACUGCGAUGACAGAGUCAAUAUGGAAAAGCUUUCCGUCUACUCCGACGUAGGCACCGACGGUACAUUCUUUCCUCGAUUUGUUGAAUUGGUAUCCAUUGCAACGAAUCGUAAUGUUAAAAUUAUAGAACUCCAUAACUGCUCUGAAGAUUAUCAUAGUCAUACGAUCUUGUCUACUGAUUCUUUAUGGUCGUUAAUUUCUGAUUGUAAAUCGCUCGACGUUUUGUCUUUGAAAUCGUUUCAAUUAUCGCUUGCGAUUACAUUACCAGUAUUCUCUUCUGUGAAGAAGCUUGAGUUGAGUGUUGUUGGCAUAGAUAACAGUAGCCUUAGGUAUCUGUUAUCUUGUCUCCCAUUGUUAGAAGAAUUUGUAGUUGGGUUUUGCUUUGAUUUCACAGAGCUACGUGUUUCAUCUCCCAAACUCAAAUCAAUGGAACUGUCUAUUUGUGAUGAUGAUAUACCCCAAAAUGUCUUUAUUGAUUCUGUAAAUCUUCAAUCGUUCACUUACACCAAGGCCUUUAAUGCUCAAGGACUUCUUAGAUUUUCGAAUUGUAAAUUGUUAAAAACUUUGCAGAUUGAGCGUACCAAAAUCAGUACAGGGAAUGCAUUUGAUGAGUACCUUUCUCAAAUUCCCUUUCUUGAGAAUUUAAAACUAAAGAGUUGUCAGAUUAAUGAGGGUGUUACUGUUCAAAUCUCUCAUUCCAAUCUCAAGAGUUUGGUGGUGAGUGGAUGCUUUCGGUUGUGUAAGGUUGAAUGCAACACCCCCAACCUUCGAUACUUCAAAUAUUCUGGUGGCAUUCUUAAACUCUUUAAAUUUAAAUACUGUUCCGGGUUACUCAAUGCGAAGCUCGAGUUGUAUACAGGUUCUUUUGAUGGCACCGAAUGGUUUUGGUUCAUUAGGCUGAGAAACUUUCUAGAAAUUUUCCGUGACUGUGAAGUAUUGUCUAUGGCUGUUCACUUAGAGGGAUUUCCAGAAGAACUGAGAAAUUAUGAUAUGCUUCCUGAUCCGUUUUAUGAGUUGAAGCAUUUGAAAAUCACGAAUAGCAUGUUCCCAAUUUCACAACAGGCCAAUUUCUUCAAUGCCUUUGUAGAGCUUUUCCCUUGUGUAGAAACCUUUUCUUUGAAGGCAUUUGAUUGUGAGCUCACCAUUAAGUAUGACGAAGAUAGAGAUUUUAAUUUGAGCUGGAUACCCUUUAUUCGCGCCUCAACAAGCGAUGAAUAUGAUAAGAAUUUUGAAGAAAUGAAGGAGUGCAUUGAUACAAUUGUGAAUUUGCUUAGCUGGACAGAGGAAAAUUAUUCAGAGGAGGAAAACUGUGCAGAUGAAUACUCUGAGAUGGAUAUUUGAUGUAAGUUGCCACGACUGGUCUAAAAGUAUGUAAGAGCCUAAGGUAAAAUUAGCAUUUGGGAUCUUAUACAAAGAGUUUCAUGAUAAUUCUAUUAUUGUAGUGGUAAAUAUUUUUAUGGGAUAUGAUUUUGUCCCGUUAUUGUAUUUUCACUGUAAUCCGUGAUGUACGACAGCCGUCAGAUGAGGGAGUUAUUUGAUCUGACGGCUGAGAUUGAUCUAGGGGUAAUUAGGGUUAAAAAGUAUAAACGUACCUUUACGCUCAUUUAAUGUACCCUGAGACCCAUCUAAUGUACUACGGAAUACAUUCCGUGAAAGUACAUCACGGAACAAAAUCAUAUCCCAAUAUUUUUAAAUCUAUCGUGUAAAAUUUCAAUCAUAGAUAUAUUAAAUUUUAAUAUAUCCUUUAACUAUUAAUUUAAAAUGAUAUUCUGUUUACACUUUAUACUAUUUUAAUUAUAUUCUCUUAUUAUUUGAAAUUAUAUGUAUGUACUAAUAAUUUUUCUUUCUUACAAUUUUGGAGUUGGACCUAAAUGUACAUCUUGCUUCAGGGUUGAUCCUAAAGAUUUUUAUUUUAAGCAAAGUGACGAAAUUCAUUAAAAUGGCGAAAAAGUCACACAAACCGGAAUAAUGAGUUGAGCCAAAACAAGCCAGAAUAACAAACAAAUUAAACACAACUUGGAAGGCUAGGCCACUAAAUUUUAACGCUCUCUGAAGAAAAUGUAAGUUUGGGAAGUUAGUGAGCUAUAGAGUUGGCCAUUCGGUUACAAUGCACAAAAGAAAAAUCAACAAACUUCUUACAAAAGGCACCGAUAUCUUCUAGAACAACACCAAAGGCAGAGUAACCCAACCUUUUGCAAAGAAUAAGGCCAUGUCUCACAGCCAAAACUUUAACAAACCCAAAGGAAUAGCAUAAGAUCCCAACAAUCUAAAAUGAGAUUAGUCAAAGUGAGAUGAUAUGUAUCACAAAAGUCUAAAGAGUUGUUUAUCCCAUGAAUACAUAUGAUAAACAAACUCCUUCAUGGACCAAUUUGUUCCUUCUAUACCAACAAGGAGCAAGAGGGAUUCAUAGAAGUCCACACCAAGGUAAAACUUAGAAGGAAGUUGGAUGGGAAAAAGCCUCUUGAUUGCCUUCAAUUUUUGACAAUCCCAAAAAACAUGAAAAAUGAUAAUUAUUUGUGAAGAGAAGAAUAAUAAAUAAAGAAAAGAUAUGAGAGAAAUUAGAGUUUUAUUCAAUUACAAAGUUAAAAUGUGAAAGAAUACAACUAAUAAGAAAGUCUUAUAUAAACAAUUAACAUACUAAAAUAACUCUAAAUAACUAUUUAACAAAAAAUUGUUUCAUUCUUAAUUUCACAAAUUGGACAAGUCUUGCCAUUGUGAAUUCCGUGGCUUGCAAGAUUGACCACCGGCACGGCGGGAUCUUAUUCGAAGAAGCUUUCCAUAAGAAAAUUUGAACCUCGGGAGGCAUGUUUUAAGGACCAUAAAGCUUGCCACCAUUUUGAUAGACUUGAAGAGGAGAUAGAUUGUCUCAAGUCUUUAUGGCGAAUAGCCACACUUCUCAUCGUAAACAUACCUCUAUUUUCGAUGCACCAAAUAAGAUGAUCCUCUCUCCUAAAUAGGGAGGAAAGACCUCCAAAUGUAAAUUCUCCCUAACUUAUUCCAAAUUGCCCAUGUAUGGACUUCAUAAAAAAAUAAGAAAUUUAAUUUUUUUUAGAUCGGGUCCGAUGUAGACCCAAAGCCCAAGCAUGGAAUGGAGAUUGAAGAUAAAGGGCCGAUGUAGGCUCGAUACUUCCUCGUACUUUUUGAAAUUUGAUAGAUUGUUUGUAGGUCCGAUACAGGACGAUGGUGGACCGAUUGUGUGUGUGAUUGUGAUUACAAUUGAUAGAAUGCUUGUAGGUCCGAUAGAGGACGAUGGGAGGCCUUAUAGUGGGUCUGAUAGUUAUACAAUUUUAUUUUUUUAAAAAAAAAAAUAGAAUUCUUGUAGGUUCGAUAGAGGAUGACUGGGGGCCCGAUAGUAGGUCCAAUUGUUAUUAAUUUUUAUUUUUUAUUUUUAAUAGAAUGCAUGUAGGUCCGAUAGAGGGCGAUUGGGGCCUGAUAGUGGGUCCAAUGGUUAUUGCAAUUUUUUAUUUUUACUAUCAUUUUGUGUGUAUCUGAUACUGGUUCGAUAGCUAUCUGAUGUUGAUCUAAUGAUUUGCUACAGAUUGUCUAACAUCUAUUUUCUUGUUUCUUUUUUGUUUUCAGCCACGCCUUAUACUUCUAGUGUAAGAGCAUUACACAGGCCGUAUCAUUUGGCGUGGCGGUAGUUUUUACUAUCUGAGAAUUAAAUCAAAAUUUAAGGAAUUCCAAUUAUAAAAAAAAAAAAAAAGGGUGAAAGAAUCCCUUUCAAAUAAUU